CCCAGGACCCUGCAUCCACUAUAUCUGGUCUCCCAGGACCCUGCAUUCACUAUAUCUGGUCUCCCCGGACCCUGCAUUCACUAUAUCUGGUCUCCCCGGACCCUGCAUUCACUAUAUCUGGUCUCCCAGGACCCUGCAUUCACUAUAUCUGGUCUCCCCGGACCCUGCAUUCACUAUAUCUGGUCUCCCAGGACCCUGCAUCCACUAUAUCUGGUCUCCCAGGACCCUGCAUUCACUAUAUCUGGUCUCCUAGGACCCUGCAUUCACUAUAUCUGGUCUCCCCGGACCCUGCAUUCACUAUAUCUGGCCCCCCCUGGACCCUGCAUUCACUAUAUCUGGUCUCCCAGGACCCUGCAUUCACUAUAUCUGGUCUCCCCGGACCCUGCAUUCACUAUAUCUGGUCUCCCAGGACCCUGCAUUCACUCUAUCUGGUCUCCCCAGACCCUGCAUUUACUAUAUCUGGUCUCCCACAGAGGCUGCAUAACCCGGUCUCCCACAGUACACAGAACAUGGAAGUGCAAAUAUUUUAUAAAU
Messenger RNA from Staurois parvus, 534 nucleotides. The record is from the annotation of a GenBank genome assembly. NCBI's taxonomy places the organism in Eukaryota, Metazoa, Chordata, Amphibia, Anura, Ranidae.